Messenger RNA from Echinostoma caproni, 501 nucleotides. Lineage: Eukaryota; Metazoa; Platyhelminthes; Trematoda; Plagiorchiida; Echinostomatidae. The record is from the annotation of a GenBank genome assembly.
GGACACGGUCGAAUUCCAGCCUCAAUUGAGGCGAUCAAAUCGGUUGGCCUUGCGUUUUUCCCAUUGAAUGUUAGUCCUUUCAACAAAGCCAAUGUUUCCUUUGGUACGCUUUUCACGCUUUUCCGGCAUGGCGUGAAAAUAAGCGGUCGUGGUCGUGGCGGUAAAUCAUGUGCGAAGGCAAAGACACAGUCAGCCAGUGCUGGUUUGCAAUUCCCGGUCGGUCAUGUGUACCCUUUACAGCGCAAAGGCAACUAUGCGGAGUGUGUUGGUGCCGGUGCUUCAGUCUACUUGGCUGCAGGGCUUGAUUAUUUGGAUGCUGAGGUGCUUGAGCUUGCGGGUAACGCUGCUCGUGACAACGAGAAGAUUCGCAUAAUCCCUCGCUUGUUGCAAUUGGUCAUCUGUAACAAUCAGGAGUUGACCAAACUUCUUGGCGGUGUGACCAUUACCCGGGGUGGUGUGUUGCCGAACAUCUAUGCUGUUCUUCUGCCUCAAAGAGACUGA